Arachis duranensis is the source of this 489-nucleotide messenger RNA. RefSeq lists its product as uncharacterized. The record is from RefSeq and is a predicted model, not a curated record. NCBI's taxonomy places the organism in Eukaryota, Viridiplantae, Streptophyta, Magnoliopsida, Fabales, Fabaceae. Bases 1 to 489 code for a protein of 162 amino acids. The transcript has a single exon.
AUGAGUCCAUUCUGCCUAGUAUACGGAAAGGCUUGUCACCUCCCGGUGGAGGUGGAACACAAAGCUUACUGGGCGGUGAAGGAAUGCAACUUAGGAUUGGGGGGAGCUGGAAUUGAAAGGAAACUGCAACUACAGGAAUUGGAGUGCCUUCGUCUAGAAGCGUAUGAGAACUCAAGGCUCUACAAGGAAAAGGUGAAGGCGGUGCAUGAUAAGAACAUCAAGAGAAGAGAGUUUGGAGCUGGGGAUUUAGUCCUCCUCUAUAACUCAAGGUUGAGACUAAUGCCAGUCAAGUGGAGAUCAAGGUGGGAAGGACCCUAUAGGGUGGAAAAGGCUGAGCUAUAUGGGGUCUUCCACCUGAGUCACCCUUCAAGCCCCACCUUCUUCAAAGUCAAUGGCCACUGUUUGAAACUAUAUCAUGGUGAGAAGAUGAAGAACAACACGGAGUUGGAGAUCUUCCUCUUGAAGGAUCCAGCACAAGAAGAGGACUGA